This is a messenger RNA of Rotaria sp. Silwood2, 1674 nucleotides long. Lineage: Eukaryota; Metazoa; Rotifera; Eurotatoria; Philodinida; Philodinidae. The record is from the annotation of a GenBank genome assembly.
AUGUUUACAGAUGGGAGCAACGAACCUAUUCUUUCAGACCCAUGGCUAAUUCAGUUUCUGCAAGAUGACAGUCAAGGGUUGCAUGAUUUAGUGAACAAUGUAACAGAACAAGCUGCAAGUUUGGCAUUAAACGAACAAAAUGUAUCAGCAGAACCAAAAAACUCUUACUCAUGGCCCGAACAUGAAAGAUUAACAGGCGAAAUACUUAAUAAAGCAGCGAACCGAGUAGCAGCAGAAACUUUCAAGAACAUUUGCGUUUACCAUCCGACACAAAAUCACAGGCCUUCACAAGAUGGAUCAACUAUUCGACCUGAUUUCAUCAUCGCGUGGAGUUAUAAUGGUGUGCGAAAGAACACAGCAGUUGUCGAUGCAAAGGAUUAUCAUGGACAAGUUCCACGAACAGAAUAUGAUAAGAUCCGUCGCGACAUGGGUGAAACAAAAGCAACGCGAGGCAUCCUUGUACUCGGAGAAAACGCCACUAUAAGUGACAAAUUACGUGCCGAUAUUGAAAAAGAUAACAAAGUUGAUAUUGUUCAAAUGCAAAAAGACCAAACCAAUGUUAUUCGAGAUGUGUCACAACAUAUUGGCAGAAUUAUUGAUAAGAAUUUCGCUCCCGACGACAAACGAUGGGAAGCAUAUAAAUCUCAUGUCACUAGCACUGAAUAUCCAAAAGAACGAAGACCAAAUCCAUAUGGAGAGAAUGACAGGUACACAUGCAAUAGUACUUAUCAUCAAUUCAAUUAUCCUCGAAAACAGGAUGGUACCGUCGAUGAACGAUAUGAAGCAAAUCGAGAUCGAAACAAAGAUGGAGUACCAGACAUGCGCAUGGUACACAAUAAGAGCAAACAAGCUCAAAUUCAACAUUUAAACGAAGAUAGAUCAGAAGAUAUGCGCAGCAAGGAACAUCGAGAAGAGUUGGUAGACGAAACUGGUCAUCGUUUGAAUGUUGAUGAAUCGCUAGAUAUGCGCUGUAAAGAAAAUAAAGUUGAUACGCCAACAAAUACUUCAUCUGAUAGUAACAAUGGUCAGACAAUUGAAAUCAGCGACAUGCGUAAAAAGGAAAAUCGACCAGACAUGGUCGAUGACGAAGGUCACCAUUUAAAUGUGGAUGGCUCUUCAGAUAUGCGUUUCAAGGAAAAUCAAGAAGUCAAUGCUUCGUCUUCAGGUAAACCCCAUUUAAAUACAAAUCAAAUAGCACAAGAAGAAAUUAACGAGACUGAUACGACCAUUCCAACAAAAAAUAAUGGAACAGCCGAUAUGCGAUAUACAGUGAGUAAAGAUGCUGUUGCUUCGGGUAUCAUCGAACCUGACGAAAAGCUAACAGAAGAGAGUGGCACAAUACCUACUGGUGACAAUGAAGGAUUUGGAGAAGGAUCCACAUUAACUGAUAUUCCAACUAAAUCCGAUGGCACUGCCGACAUGCGGUAUAAUGCAAGUCAAGAUGCUGUUGCAUCAGGAGAUAUCAGCCGUGAUCAAGUACUUAGCGGCGGCAGCGACUAUUCGAUAAGUGAAACUGUUGAAUCUUCUCCAGGUAAGCAGAAGUUAGCUCAUUCAUUAAUCUGCCUACUUCAUCUUUACUUUCUUCCUCCAGCGAUAAUGGAUAAUACUGAAAGUAGCGGUGGACCUCUUAAAGCAGAUGGAACGCCAGAUAUGCGUUUCAGUGCUAACCAAUAA